AAAUGAACGUGAUCCUCGUGUCGGUCUCUCUCUCUCUAGAAUAUUUGCUUGGUCCAAACAAACAAAAGAGCUUGACCUUUUUGUUCAUCUCCAAACCAUUUCAACUCAAAGUAAAGGUUGAUUACAAAAAAUGCUCCGACUAGCGAUUUCUUUGUUCCUCUUUGCAUUGUUCUCUGUCACAUCUGCAAGAUCUUUCGUCACCACGAGACCUGGACCGAUUGAUUCAUUUCUCCCUAAACCCAAGCUAGAGGGUGCGAGUGUGUGUUCUUACACAGUGAUCAUUAAGACAAGCUGUUCGUCAGUGUCUUACACCAGAGAUAAGAUCAGUAUUGCCUUUGGUGAUGUGUACGGCAACGAGGUAUACGUGAAGAGACUAGACAAUCCAAAGGCGAGGGCAUUUGAAAAGUGUUCCUCAGACACAUACAAGAUAACGGGACCGUGUAUGCGUGACGUAUGUUAUCUCCACCUACUCAGGCUAGGAUCCGACGGCUGGAAACCAGAGAACGUCAAGGUCUACGGCUCAUCCAUCAGAUCAGUCACUUUCUACUAUAACCUCUUCUUGCCAAACGGUGUUUGGUACGGCUUCAACGUCUGCAAUGGCAUUGCCAAUGCCAACGACAAGUCUUCUCAACCCAUCACUGCCUCCGUUGCUGCUAUGUAAGAUUAAUAAAUACAAAAGGUUAUUUGCUAUUUUGUGGCGGAAACUGAAGAGAAGCAAACUUGUGUUUUGAGUGUAUUUGUGAGAAAAAAAAAAUAUAAUGCCUUUGAUUUGAUCUCUUGCAAGUUGGGGAUUAGCAAGUGGCCAAGUCCUUUUUAUAUGAAAUAAAUAAAAAUAGCAUGCAUUGGAAGAAAAA
Messenger RNA from Raphanus sativus (radish), 854 nucleotides. Its product is annotated as embryo-specific protein ATS3A. The coding region runs from base 131 to 661 and encodes 176 amino acids. The record is from RefSeq and is a predicted model, not a curated record. NCBI's taxonomy places the organism in Eukaryota, Viridiplantae, Streptophyta, Magnoliopsida, Brassicales, Brassicaceae. The transcript has 3 exons. Gene Ontology annotation, molecular function: protein binding.